AGUCCAUGGAAAGAACACGUAGAUCUCAACGUGUCGACGGAUUAGCCUCGAAGUCUCAACUGGGAGGUUGGUCAUCUUGAAUACGCCAAAGAUGUCUGGUGCCGAACAGCUUGAGCGGCUUCGGUCGAUCCUGAGUUCCGACGAGACCGUACCGCGAGGUUCAGACUUAUACAGGGCAGAGUCACUACCAUGGGCAGCCCAGAAAGACUUGAACCCUUCCAUGGUCAUUCGCCCCAAGAGUAUCGAAUCAUUGAGCAAGGCUUUGGCGCAUCUUUCGAAAACAGACCUGAGCCUUGGCAUCCGAAGUCAGGGUGUUGGCUCGGCUUCGGCGAAGGAUGUUUUAAUAAGCAUGACGGCAUUUGAUGAUGUCGACUUUGACCGGCAAAAUGAAAUUGUGACGGUAGGAGCAGGACAGAGCUGGGGCCAGUACUAUGAGAAGAUGGAUAAGAUUGCUCCUGGCUAUGCAACCAUAUCUGUUCGUACCCCCAGCGUCGGCGUGGGCGGAAGCAUCUUGGGCGGUGGAUAUUCCUGGCUCUCCUCAGAAUAUGGAUUGACAUCAGAUCCGGUCAAUCUGCUUGACGCCCAGGUUGUCAAAGUUGAUGGGACUAUCCUUUGGGCGUCCGAAGAACCAGAUCUGCUCUGGGCACUCAGAGGGACGAAUGGUGCAUUCGCGGUCGUCACUCGAUUCAAGCUUCGAGCUCGCAAGUAUGAGCCUCGGAUCUGGGGCGGAUAUAUCUUCAUCCCGAAGACCGAACUGAGGGCUGUCGUCCAAGGCAUUGCCGCGAUGGAUGCAAGGCCUCCAAAUCCCAAGGUAGCCCUUGGCCUCUUUGUGAUGAGGAAAGAGCAGUUGAUACAUAUAGGCGCCAAAGAAGACAUGUUAAUGAUCCUUGCGUUCGAUGCGCUUGGUGAGACACACGGGAGAGGUGACGAUGGAUUUGGGUGGGCGCUGGAUUGUCCGGGAGCAGUUGACACAACCAAGAUAAUUGACUUGUCAGGUAUGGCUAAAUUGCAAGAAAAUGUUGGCAAGGCCAAGGGUAUCGCCAAUGUUUGGUGGGCUCCAAUGGCGUUAUGCAGGAUCGACGAGGCAACACUUCUUCGAGCAUUUGACUGGUAUGAUAACGCUGCUGCUUCACCAGGAUCAGUAGGAAAGCGAGCGUCGUUAUUCUUUGAGAUCUUCACCACGCGAGACUCUCUGACAUCCAACACCGAUUCUGCGUGGCCACGCCCUCAGGGCUUUCAACACAAGAUAACAAUCGGCGCAGGGACGGACAUCGGGGCUUCCACAGAGGAAACUGAGAUGGCGAAGGAGUUGGUCAAAGAUGGUCCAGGGAAGAUAGUGAACGCACCAAGGCCGAUUCUCAUCGUACCGAAUGCAAUGGAAGAUUUCCACGACCCUAUCACCCAGGUAUACCGCGAGCACUAUCCAAGGCUCCAAGCGUUGAAGAAAAGAUAUGAUCCUGACAACAGACUUGGAGGGCCUGUCAGAUUGGUGUAAGCCCUCGAGGAAUGAGACUUAUCUCAAGGAGCAUUUGGCAUCAAGCAGAGGUCUCCGAAUUCGCGCGAUUCAUCGCGAGGCUUCUCGCCUCUCGUUCUCGCCCGAAUCUCUCGGACCAAUGGCUCUCCUGCCGCGCAAAACUUUCGAGGGACGAUGGUUGCCCAGGUAGUUCGGUGUCUUCGCGCGAGGGUGCAAUCAGAUGUUCUCUAUCGUGGGCUGAGACACACCAAUCAAUGUAACCAUGUCAUGGUAGGCAAUUCGAACCGGUUCU
Cladophialophora immunda is the source of this 1766-nucleotide messenger RNA. RefSeq lists its product as uncharacterized. Bases 92 to 1495 code for a protein of 467 amino acids. The transcript has 6 exons. Gene Ontology annotation, molecular function: FAD binding. The record is from RefSeq and is a predicted model, not a curated record. Lineage: Eukaryota; Fungi; Ascomycota; Eurotiomycetes; Chaetothyriales; Herpotrichiellaceae.